Harmonia axyridis is the source of this 1311-nucleotide messenger RNA. Its product is annotated as piggyBac transposable element-derived protein 4-like. NCBI's taxonomy places the organism in Eukaryota, Metazoa, Arthropoda, Insecta, Coleoptera, Coccinellidae. The coding region runs from base 1 to 1311 and encodes 436 amino acids. The record is from RefSeq and is a predicted model, not a curated record. The transcript has a single exon.
AUGAUUGAAAUACAUGCUUUCAUUGGUUUGUUAUAUUUAGCAGGGGCUUAUAAAUCCAAUAGUCAAUAUCUGGAGGAACUCUGGGGACAGGAAGGUGACGGUAUUGAAAAAUUUGGACUAGUAAUGAAUAUAAAACGUUUCAAGAUCCUUAUUCGUUGCUUACGUUUUGAUGAUCGAUCUACUAGAAACCAACGGAAAACAUUGGACCGCCUUGCUCCAAUUCGUGAAGUUUUCGACAAAUUCAUCAUAAAUUGUCAAAAUUCAUAUUAUCCUGCUGAGAAUGUCACCAUUGACGAGAUGCUACCAGGCUUCAGAGGCAGGUGCUCAUUUCGCCAAUAUAUACCUUCAAAACCAAACAAAUAUGGAAUAAAAAUUUUUGCUUUAGUCGAUGCCAAAAUGUUUUAUACAUUUAACAUGGAAAUAUAUGCUGGAACACAGCCGGAAGGUCCCUUUCGUGUGAGCAAUAAGCCUGUUGACGUAGUAAAAAGAUUAGCAGCUCCAUUAUUUGGAUCAGGUCGCAACAUAACUGCAGACAACUGGUUCACUGAUUUCAACCUCAUCCAUGAAUUGAAAACGCAAAGGUUGUCAUAUGUUGGCACAGUCAGAAAAAAUAAGAGACAUUUACCCUACUCUUUUAUCGAUUUGAAGGAGAGAACACAAUACAGCAGUUUAUUUGGUUUCAAUAACGGGACGACUUUAGUUUCAUAUAUACCGAGGAAAGGAAAAAAUGUUAUUCUUGCAUCUUCGCUUCACAUUGACGAUAACAUUGAUCCCAGUUCAGGAAAUAUGAAGAAGCCGGAGAUGAUUACAUUCUAUAACUCCACUAAAUGUGGGGUGGACACCUUAGACCAAAUGUGCGCUAAUUACAAUGUACACCGUAAUAUAAAACGGUGGCCAAUGGAAAUAUUUUUUGCCAUGCUGAAUGUGGGGGGCAUCAAUUCUCAAGUGAUUCAUCUCUGUAAUCAAUUAGAGCCACUGAGACGAAGAAGAUUUCUGAAACAGUUGAGUCAUGAACUGGUAAUAGAACACAUGAGACGCAGAAGCCAAAUGACGUCAGGGCUACACACUAGUAUUCAAGUUCGUCUAAAGCGAUUUUUUCCUAGGGAUGAUCGUGAGAAAUCACCAGAAGUUCCAAAAAACAGAAAAAAACGUAGCACAUGUAGUUUGGAAGGAAGUAAAAGGAGAUUGUCGAGCUACGCGUGCAGAAAAUGCAAUAAUCAUAUCUGCCUGACACACGCAAACAUGGUAUGCAAUGCUUGCUUCCCAGAGUAUCAACUAGUACCGCCAAAAAGAGAAUGGAAACGUCCAUAA